AUGGACUUUGCCAAAUCCUACGACAACGAUCUGGUGUUCGAGGACGAAAGUUCGCCUUCGGUGGCAACGCUGGUGGACACGAAGCCGCUCCUGCUGGACGAUGCCGAUCGCGUAACGGGCCGCCCGGUGGCGACCCUGCUGGCCGAAUCCGAGUCCUCCGAACGGACUGACACGGAGGAAGCGUGGUACGCCGACUUGUCCACCGAGGACGGCACGGAGGAGCUGGACGCCGACCAGGAGGAGGACCAGGAGGAUGAGUCGGUCAACGAGGUCGGUCUACCUCCGGCCGUCACCGGCCAGGACGACGACCAGAGCUGGUUGAUGCGCAGCGUGAAGCGCAUCAAACGUAGCAUCGACAACCUGUGGAGUGCACCCGCGGAUAGUGGCACCGACCCGAAAGCUCCUAAAAUGGCCACUUCCGCCGGUGACCGGAACGGAACGAAGCGGGCCAAGCGAAAGAAGGCCAGUGGCGAAAAGGAGCGCGAGAAAAAGAUGGAGAAGCAUCGGAAGCGCCUCGAAAAGGGAUCCCCUUCGGCACCGAGCAGCGGUGCGCCCGUGGUCAAACAGGACCAACGGCACGACAAGCCCCGUAAGGUUGCGGUCGCCCAUAGCCAAGCUGCGCCAGCGUUCACGGGAAAGUCCGGUCGGUUCGCCGGUGUCCGUUCGAAGCGCCAGUUCGACGAGGGACCGGUCGACGACGAGGGCAGCGGGUUCGAGGGUUCCGGUGAAAACGGACUGACCGAUGACAGCUGGACGACGUAUAAAAUUAUGCUCACGGUUCCGGAACCGUUCGAGGCCAGUCUGCGCGAUCCGGCCCGCAACUCCGACCGCCUGGCACGCAUUUCCGGCGAAGUGAAGCGACUGGUCGACAACGCUCUCGUAACGGACUCGCUGGCCACCGCCAAGCAGAUGGAUCCCUAUCCCUCCGACAAGAAGCUCACACUGGUGACGCUGGAGCUGUCCGCUCCGAAGGACUUCAACUUGGACGACAUGGAGGAGAAGAUACGCGCCCAGUUGCAGGGCGGCCGGUACUCACUGCGACCGGAAGGACUCUCACUGACGCUGGCGGACGAUGCCGACGCGCCGCGUGAGGUCGCCACCGACGAAGUGAUUCUCGAUCCGGUCACGGAGGAUAACCACCCGUACCCCGGGUACCGGGAGGACGGUUCGGACGACAACGCCUACGGUGAGGAGGACGAGGAUGAGGAAGAGGAAGAGGAAGAGGUGGUGGAGAAUAGGUUGGGGCACGAGCGGACCGAGGACGAUGAUGCCGACGAGACGACGACGGUGCCGGCGAUCAAGGAUGAUGGGCCGCUGCUGGACAAGUGCCGGGGCGACGAUAAGGUCCGCUGCGGCGAAUCGCCGGUUUUCAUAUGUGCGAUCCAAAAGUGCGACGGCCACGUUGACUGCCCGAACGGCGAGGACGAAGAUCCCUAUCGGUGCCCAAAGGUUUCGAGCGAUUGCACCAAGGAGGAGUUCUUCUGCGACAACCGGUGCAUCGCGCGGGCGAAGCUUUGCGACGGUAACGGGGACUGUGCCGAUGGCAAGGACGAGCAGGACUGCCACAAAGAAUGUCGCCCCAAUGAGUUCACCUGCGCGGACGGGACGUGUAUUCCGUUCGAGAAGCGCUGCGAUCGCCAAAUCAACUGCCCCUACGGCGAUGACGAGACCGACUGCCACAUCGAAGGUGGCCGGUGCGACGAGACCGUCGAAUUCAUGUGCCACGACGGUACCUGCAUUCCCAAGAGCGCACUAUGCGAUCGGCACCGCGACUGCAAGGACGGCGAGGACGAAGACUCGUCACGAAGCUGCACGGCCUACGAGUUCCAGUGCCGUUCGGACCGCCGGUGCAUACCGGCCGAAAAGCAUUGCAAUCGGGUAUAUGACUGUGCCGAUGGAUCGGAUGAGAAGGUUUGCGACUGUCGGCCACACGAGUUCCGGUGCCAGAACGGGCACUGCAUUCCGAUGGAGCAUCACUGCGAUCGCUGGAACCACUGUAGCGACGGAUCCGACGAAAUGGGCUGCGACACGCCGUCAAGUGAGCCUUGCCGUGCAAACGAGUUCCAGUGCGGCAAUGGGCGAUGCGUUCCGAACGAGGUUAUUUGUAACGGUUACAACGACUGCGGCGACAAUACUGACGAAGCCGAUGAUGUGUGUGAAGCUUCGCUUACUACCUGCCGGCCCGACGAGUUUUCGUGUUACGAUGGGGACUGUAUUCCGAGGAGUGCCGUUUGUGACGGUCGCUACGACUGCCAUGACCACACCGAUGAGAGUGCGUGCGGCGAGAACAAAACGCCGGUCAAAUCACUGAGUCGCUGCGGCCAGGGCCAGUUCGAAUGUAACGACGGUAUAUGCAUUGCGGACUAUAAGCACUGUAACGGCAUCGUGGACUGCCACGAUGAGUCCGACGAGACGAGCUGCAACUCGGAUGAUUGUAGUAUAAACGAAUUCUCUUGCGAUGGCCAAUGCUUCGAGCUGCGGAUCUUUUGCAACGGCAUUCCCGAUUGCGCCGACGGCAGUGACGAACGGAACUGUAUCACCUGUCACGGUGAUGCCUUUCACUGCCAGAGUAAACAGUGCAUUCCACCGGAGCAUCGUUGCGACGGUUUCGCGCAUUGUAGUGACGGUAGCGAUGAACGUGGCUGUAACACCAGUUUAAGCUGCGGUCGGGACCAGUGGCAGUGUAGAAAUGGCUUGUGCCUUAAUAGUGAUUUCCGCUGCGACGGAAAUCACGACUGCGCCGACGGUUCGGACGAGGAGGACUGCGAAGCGGAAGUUCCCCACCAGCGAUGCACGGAAGAGGAGUUCUUAUGCGAUGGUCGAUGCAUGGACAUGGAUCGUCACUGCGAUGGGCGACAAGAUUGUAUCGAUAAUGCGGACGAGGAAGACUGCCCAGAAGCAGCGGUGGAACGAUGCAGCCAGCUUCAGUGUCCCGACGGGACGUGUUUCGAGCACUCGCAGCGCUGUGACGGUCGUCGGGAUUGCGCCGAUGGCUUCGAUGAGCAGGGUUGUCCUUGCCGUUCGAAUGAAUUCACCUGCGGCGAUGGCCACUGCAUUCCCAGCUACCAAGUGUGCAACAAACGGGCGGACUGUCGGGACGAGUCCGACGAACGGAACUGUUCUUGCGCUCGAAACGAGUACCGCUGUGGAACCGGCCAGUGUAUCGACGAGAGCCGUCGCUGCGAUCAGCGUGUGGACUGUUCGGACGGAUCGGACGAGCGAGCUUGCAGACAUGUAGAGUGUAGAUCGCACGAGUGGAGGUGCCGUAGUGGUCACUGCAUUCGACUCGAGCAGCGAUGCGACCGUCAGUUCCAAUGUCCUGAUCGUAGCGAUGAGAUGGGUUGUCACAGCUGUGCACCGAACAUGUUCCGAUGUGAGAACGGUCCCUGCAUUGACUUGUCGUUGAAGUGUAACGGCCGAGUAGACUGUCCCUAUGACACUAGUGAUGAGCUUGAUUGUUUCGGGCGUAAGUUGCACGUCGUGCCGCCACCGUUCGAUCAGCCGCGCCUCGAUCUGAAGACCUACCCCGACAAGCAGGACAUCAAGGAAAAGGAUAUUGUUGAGGGCAACGAGGUCGUCUUUCAGUGUCGCGACGAGGGUCCCAUCCACGCCAAGGUCAAGUGGGUUCGUCCGAACGGUCAACCGCUACCACCAGGAACGCGCGACCUUAACGGUCGUUUGGAGAUCCCCAACAUUCGAAUUGACCACAGUGGCGAGUACGUCUGCGAGGCGGUCGGAUAUCCAAAAUCAACCCCCGGCAGCAGCAAACGUGUCAGCCUGAACGUGGAAAGAUACAACUACCAACGGCCACCGACAGCGUGUGCGGUGAAUGAAGCCACCUGCUCGAACGGUGACUGUAUACUGAAGACCCAGAUCUGCGACGGCAACCGGGACUGCCUGGAUGGCUCCGACGAGACAAGCUGCAGCCGGUACCAGAAAUGUGAACCGAACCAGUUCAAGUGCCGCAACAACAAGUGUGUCCUGAAAACCUGGCUCUGUGACGGGGAACUGGAUUGCAGUGACGGCUCGGACGAGGAGAACUGCGCCACCUUGCCACCAAACUCGCCCUGCCGGUACGAUGAGUAUCAGUGCCGCUCGGGACAGUGCAUUCCGAAGUCGUUCCAGUGCGACACCCACGCCGACUGUCUGGACAAAUCGGACGAAGUUGGUUGCAUGGCACCUUCCGUCGUUCAACCGCCCCCACCGUCGCUAACCAUCCCUGUUGGGGGCAUCCUGAACAUUACUUGUCGCGCAACGGGCAUCCCGGUGCCGCUGAUUGUGUGGCGCCUGAACUGGAACCAUGUGCCAGAGAAGUGCAACUCUCAAAGCGAUCGUGGAUUCGGGCGACUGACCUGCGAGGACAUGCAACCGAUCGAUGCGGGCGCGUACUCAUGUGAAAUCAUCAACUCGAUGGGUACACACUUCGUAUCGCCGGACACCAUCGUGAUAGUGCCCAACGCUGGUCAGGUAUGUCCGCAGGGAUACUUCAACAACAAGGCACGAAACCCGAACGACUGCAUCAAUUGCUUCUGCUUCGGUGUAACGACCACGUGCAAGAGUGCCGAUCUGUACACGUACGCGUUAAGGCCUCCCGUCUCGUCAUUGACGGUGGUUGGUGUUGAAGGACCGUGGUCGGGCCGGCGAGAGCUGAUGGUCGGUGAGUUCGAAAAUCACAACCUAACCGCCCAACGGCACGGUGUGCAGCUCCGGUUGACAAACCUGGUCCCGGGACGCCGAAUUCCGUACUACUCGCUUCCCGAGGAGUACAAGGGCAAUCAGUUGAAAUCGUACGGUGGUUCCAUCCGAUACGACGUCGAGUUUGACGGCCACGGACGUCCCAUCCUGGCACCGGAUGUCAUACUACAGGGCAACGGAAUCACUCUGCUGUACAGCCACAACCAGACGUUCUAUCCGGACGUGAAGAACCACGUAACGGUUAGCUUGUUGCCGGGGCUGUGGCAGAAACCAGACCAAACUCUGGCGACACGUGGCGACAUCAUGAUGCUGCUGGCCAGCAUCGACAGCAUUCUGAUCCGCAUGCAGUACAUCGACGCCAUCGAGCGCAACAUUGAGCUCGUGAACAUUAUGAUGGACUCGGCCGGGUACGAUGAUCGUGGACUGGGUUCCGCUUCACUCAUCGAAGAAUGCCGCUGUCCACCCGGCUACCGGGGGUUGUCCUGCGAGAGCUGCGACUACGACUACGUGCGCCAGAGCAGCGGUCCCUGGCUGGGACGCUGUGUACCGCGGGCGGAAGAGUGCCGUCCGGGAUACUACGGUGAUCCGAACCGUGGCCUACCGUGCCAGCCGUGUCCGUGUCCGGUGGCGGGUGAGAAGUCUCGCGCUCGCUCCUGUUACUUGGAUGCUCGUGACAAUGUAGUCUGCAAGUGCGAUCGGGGUUAUGCCGGCGAACGGUGCAUGGAAUGUGACGUUGGUUACGUCGGAAACCCACUCGGCGAGGGUUGCUUCCCGCGGCCGGUCUCGAACUGCAACUCGCUCGGUACGGAGCGUGCGCUGGGAGAUGGCCGCUGCUACUGCAAACCGGGUGUCGAGGGGCAGUACUGUGAUCGGUGCUCCGCGCAGCACUUCUACAUGCACGACAAGGGCUGCGUCGAGUGCUUCUGCAUGGGCGUGUCGAAUCUGUGCUCCAGCACCACACAAACGCGGGACGUAGUUCAGGCCUCGUUCGCCGACGGCCGAUCGUCGUUCUCGCUGAUCUCCGACUACACCAACCCGUCGGUCGUCGCCAAAAGUUUACCGAUUUCGAACAGAGAAAUAGUGUACCGCAACUUCGGAGUGAGCGACGAAACGUUCUACUGGAGACUUCCGACACAGUUUCUGGGCAACAAGCUAACCUCCUUCGGUGGCCAUCUGAACUACACGCUACGCUACACGCCCCACUCGUCCGGUGGAGUCUCGCGUAACAACUCUCCAGACGUAGUGCUGCACAGCGGCAACAAGAUCAAGCUGCACCACUAUCGGGCCAACAGUGGUAUCUCACCGAUCGGCUCGAGCACCAACUCCGUACCGGUUCUGGAGGACUUCUGGCAGAACUACGAAGACGGCAACACGGUCAACAGAGAGUACCUGCUUAUGGCACUAGCGAACGUUAGUGAUAUUUUCAUCAAGGCAACGUACAACACUGUUUCGAAUGAGGCCGCCCUGUCGCACGUCAGUCUGGACAUUGCCCGAGAGCAUCCGUACGGUGGGUCUGGAGCGCGUGCCUGGCCCGUCGAGCAGUGCCAGUGCCCGCAGGGCCACAUCGGCCUAUCGUGCGAAGACUGCGCGCCAGGAUACUACAAGGGCGACAACGGUAUCUACCUUGGACUGUGUGAACGGUGUGAGUGUAAUGGCCACUCGGAGGAGUGCGACUCGCAGACGGGUGCCUGUCUCCGGUGCCGCGAUAACACCUACGGCGCUAGCUGCGAGCACUGUCUGCCACAGUUCACCGGCAACGCAACCGGUGGCACUCCGUACGAUUGCAAACCGAGCACGCCGAGCGAGCGGAUUGACUGCAGCCGGGACUGUGAUGCGCGAGGAGGUAGGUGCACCAGCUACGGCUGUGAGUGUAAGGAGCUGGUCGAAGGGCGUCGGUGUGACCAGUGCCGCGAAGGUUCGUUCGGACUGAGCAGUCGGCACGGGUCCGGGUGUCUGGAGUGUUUCUGCUCCGGUGUAACGAAGUCGUGUGGCAUCUCCAACAUGUACCGCGAGGAACUGCCGGUCAUUGUGGAUGAGUUCGACAACACGAUCACGUUGGCCGACCGCGACGGUAAGGUGCUGGUGCGGGACAACUUCAACAUCAACCCGAGCAUAAACGUCAUCAGCUACGUGUUCCGUGAUCGCGACACGUACUACUGGAACCUGCCGAGCCAGGUGCUAGGCAGCCAGAUUCUGUCGUACGGCGCUAACCUCACCGUAACGCAGCAGGUCGAUGGGGGACGACCGUUGCCGGACCAGGAUAUAAUACUCAUUGGCAAUGGGCUGAAACUGGUGUGGUCUCGGGACCACUACGAGGAUGGCACAUACAUCGUACCAUUGCAUGAGUCAUACUGGACAGUGAUCAACCGCCGUACAUCCUACCCAGCUUCCCGAAACGAUCUGUUGACCGUGCUGGCCCAUUUGGAUCACAUUCUGAUCCGCGCCACCACGAAAGAGGGUACACGCCAGUCGAGCAUGAGCGACAUCACGCUCGGUACCGCCGUUACCACUCGUAACUACAACGGCAUUGCCGAAGAUGUUGAGAUGUGCCGCUGUCCGCCGGGCUAUCGUGGCACUAGCUGCGAGCUCUGCGAAGAUUUGCACUACCGUGACAUCUACAACCGCCGUGCCGGUAUGCCCGGGGUUUGCAAGCGGUGUCCCUGCGAAAACGCUGACUCGUGUCAGAUGGACAGCCGCGGUGAGGUAUCGUGCAACUGUCGCGAAGGUUACACGGGCGUAAACUGCGAUAACCAUGUCGAUUCGCGGCCGAUCGUUCCACCGCCAAGUCCGGUGAUCGAAGUGAACAUCAACGUGCCAUCCAUCCAGAUUGUCGAGGUCGGCAAUGACUUCCGUGCCGACUGUCACGCACGUCACCUCGUGUCGAAGUAUCCAAUCGAAGUUGAAUGGAACAGAGAGAAUGGCCGCAUGCCCGAUCACGCUUACACCGACCGCGGUACGCUGGUCAUCACCAACAUCCAGAUAACUGACGGUGGAUCGUACGUAUGUCGCGCCGGCAGUGGUUCCGAGGUGGUCUACAAGCAGGUCACCAUUAACGUCAGCAAACAAGAACCUGUGCGUCCGGCGGUACAGCUCUCACCUCAGUUGAUCGACCAGAACGAGUAUCAACGGGCCGAGGUGCGGUGUGUUGCCACGGGAUACCCAACACCGACCAUUGUUUGGGAGCGUGUCGAUCAGCCGAUGCCUUUCAACACCGCCAACGAGUACGGUUUGCUGCGAUUCAACUCGCUCCGUCUGCAGGACGCCGGAACGUACCGGUGUCUCGCUCGGAACGACGUCGGUGAGGCCGAUGCCCUGUUAACAGUGUACGUCCGGCCCGUCGGUGGUCCGCCUGUUCCGCCACCAUCCUCUAACGGGGCAGAGGAGCACGUUGAAAUCAUGCCCAGCAGCUUCGAUGGCCAACCGGGUCAGCAGAUCCGUCUGGUCUGCCAGUGCUCCCCAACGGCUCGCGUCACCUGGAACAAACAGGGCGAAUCCCGGCUGCCACCGAAUGCCAACGUACGCAACGAGAUUCUGAUCAUCGAGCACGCGUCCCAAGAGAACAGUGGUCGCUAUAGCUGCACGGCCUACUUCCCGACCGGCCGCGUCAAAGUGUCCACCGUCGAUGUGCUCGUCACCGAUAGUCUACCACCGCAACCGAACAGAAUCGCACCACGCGUGAAUCCGCUGAACAAAAACUACGUGCUGGUGCAAGGAUCUGACUUUUCGCUGCCAUGCGAAGCUACCGGCACACCGUUCCCGACGAUCAAGUGGACGCUAAGCGGUAAGCCGUUCGAGAGCAACGUCCAGCAGAGCAGCAACGUGUUACGCAUUUUCAACGCACAGCCCAGCAACGGUGGAGUGUACAUUUGUGUCGCCAACAACGAGGAGGGCAUGGACCGUGCCUACACCGUUAUCGAAAUCGAUCGUCGCGAGAGGCCCGUGUUGGAGCUGUACCCAAGUGAACCGCAAACGAUCAAGGUUGGUGAGUCGGUCCGCUUGAGCUGUCGUGCGUCGGCCGGAGUACCGUACCCAACCAUUAGCUGGGUCCGCAAGGAUCGCAUGCCGCUCUCCACUCGCUUCACCAACGAUGCAGAGGGAGUGGUAACACUACACGAAGCGACGCUGGAAGAUGCGGGCGAGUACGAGUGCCGGGCGGAGAAUGUUGCCGGCUCGGCAGCCCUUUCGACCACGCUCGAGGUACUGCAGCCACCGAUGAUCACCCUCGAACCGAACGAAUACCACAAGAUCACGGAGAACGACGAUUUCACGAUCUACUGCUCGGCCAGCGGUAAGCCAGCGCCGACGCUUACCCUCACACCGCCACACGGAGCGCUCAGGUCGUACAGUGCACCGGUGGAAGGUUUGCGCGAGGUUUCGCUACAGCUGCACCGUGCCGAGCUGCAGGAUGCCGGCACGUACGAGUGCACGGCCAAGAACGCUGCCGGCGAGGACUCGCAGUACCUGACGCUGCAGGUCGAGCCGAAGCGGGGUGACAUUGGCAAGUACAACGAUGACGACGGUCCGAGCCGAGGCCCACCGUCCAUCCACCGACCGCCGCCCUUGUCACCGGCGCAACCAGGACAGCCGAUGUACCACACGUACAAGGCGGUGCUGGGCGAACAGGCGACGCUGAUCUGCAACGAAGAGCACCGCAGCGCUCGCACCGAGUGGCGCCGUUCGGAUGGGCGUGCCCUUCCGUACAGUUCGAUCGUACGGGGCGGCAGCCUCACCAUCGAAAACACCGGCCACGAUGCGAACGGUCUGUAUGACUGCAUCACGUACUCUCUGUCAACGCAACCGGUGACGCUGGUGCGCAUCAUGGUUGAGGUGAUAGCUCCGCCGAAAAUCAGCUUUAGCCCACCGAUGCCGAUGACGGUGCGCCCGGGCGAUAAGGUGGAUGUCCUGUGCAACGUCACCGGCGAUCAGCCGAUUCAGUUCCGCUGGCACGUCGAAGAUAACCGCAGCUGGCCUAGCACGGUGCACGUGUAUGACAAGUACCUGCAGUUCCGCAGCAUCGCCCCGGAGGACGCCGGCCGAUACUACUGCACCGCGUGGAACCACCACGGCAACACGACAAAGGUGGCCGAAGUGAUCGUCAACAAAAACGAAAUGAUUCGGAAUGGGCCUUUCUACGGGCAGCGAUACCACGAUGUUGUUCGCGGUUCCAAGGUAGAUUUUGGUUGCCAGCUACCACAGGGUUCCUCGCACGAAGUCGUUCGCUACACGUGGACCCGCGAGGAAGGCGCGCUGCCGAGUACAGCCAAGGUGAAGGACAGGGAGCUGCACUUGUUCGAUGUCAAGAAGGAAGACGCCGGUAACUACAAGUGUACCAUGUACUAUAGCAACGGCACGGUAGCCUACGACUCGGUCAGGCUGUCGAUCACGGCUCCCGAAUCACUGCCAAUUCUGCAGCUCGAACCGUCGCGCUCAUACGUGCGUCCCGGAGAGUCGAUCGCCGUUGAUUGUACCUCAUCGGCCGGCACUAGCGUACCGAUCCGUUGGGAGAAGGGUGACGGCUCACCGCUGCCGUUCAACAUUCGUCAAGACGGAAACCGGCUGUACAUUGCGAACGCACGCGAAGAUGACACGGGCAAGUACACGUGCGUCUGCUACACGGAAGAUGGGCUGCGCUACAUUUCUGACUUUGAGCUGCAAGUGGAAGACAACACGAUCCCGGACGUACCGCGCACUACUGCCCGAGUCGAGUACGCAGACCGUGGCACGACAGUUAAGCUGCAGUGCAACACCGACCUGCACCCAACGUCCUACCAGUGGUCUCGUAACGAGGGCUCUCUGUCGGCCGACGAGGACACCCGAAGUGCUGUUCUCGUCCUACCGGACGUGCAAGCGUCCAGCGCUGGAACAUAUGUCUGCACCGCCAAACACGGCGGCCAAACGGCGAACGUGCUGAUCACGCUCGUCGUCAACGCGGUCAUACCGUUCUUCCCGCAGUCGCCACGAAGCUACAUCGAGUUCAAGCCCAUCGAGAACGUGUACUCGAAGUUCUACUUCGAAAUUUCGUUCAAGCCGGAAAAACUGAACGGUCUGCUGCUGUACAGUGCCCAACGGCGUCCGCAUGAGGACUUUAUCGCGCUGUCGCUGAACGCCGGCUACCCCCAGUUCCGGUUCCGGUUCGGCGGUGAGCUGGUGACCCUGCAACCGGACCAGCCCGUCCGCCGCGGCGAAUGGCACACGGUCAAGGUGAACCGGGUGCGCAACAACGGCUUCCUGCUGGUGGACGAUCAGGCCCCGGUGAACUUCCCCGAGCGGCUUCGCUUCCAUGGACUCAAUCUGGACGACCACCUGUUCGUUGGUGGUGUGCCGAACUUUGACAGCGUACCGGCGAAUGCGCUGGAAUCGCGCGAAGGAUUCGUCGGCUGCAUUAGCCGGCUUAAGUUAAACGACCGGGAAGUGCAGCUGUACGAGGACGCCAUCACAACGGUCGGGCUGACGGCGUGCGAACCGUGCGCGGAGGAUCCCUGCAACCAUGGGGCCGGCACGUGCAUGGAGUCGCAGACGGUCCGCGGAUACGUGUGCCUGUGCCGCGAGGGUCACACGGGACGCAACUGUGAGCACGAGGGCAUCGGGUGUGCCGUGGACACGUGCGGCGUCGGUCGGUGUCAAGAGACAGACGUCGGACCGGAGUGCUACUGUCCCGUGCACAAGACGGGAGAUCGCUGCCAGUACACCGAGCACUACAGUGACGCCACGCUGGCGUUCAAGGAUGGAAGCUACGCGGCCUACGAUAAAUUCCAAUCGAAGCGCAGCGUUCAAUUCCGAUUCAAGCCCGACUCGCUGGAAAACGGUGUCCUGUUCUACGCGGCCGAACAUGAGCAAGCGUACGGCGAUUACCUGGCGGUGAUUCUGAACAAUGGCUUCAUCGAACUGCGAUACAGUGUGGCCGGAAAAAUAAAGCCUUCGGUAUUGCGUUCGAUUGUCCCGAUUGAGGUCGGCCGUUGGCAUAGGGUUUCGACGGGACGUUCCCGGGCCGGCGUUGGCUACUUGCAGGUCGACGAAGAAACGGUGAUCAACGAGAUGCCGAACCGCAAUCCACCGAUCCUGCUAAAGACCAAGGUUUACGCCGGCGGAUACGAUAAGCGGCUACUGAUUAGCCAGGAGCUCGGUGUCCGUCGUGGGUUCGAGGGAUGCAUCGCUGAGCUGGAAACAUCCGGCAACAAGGUGAACAUGAUCGACGACAUCCAGGAUUCGGCCAAUGUGUACCACUGUGGGCACGAGAAGGUGGUGCCACCUGCGCGGCGUGGCGAUGAGGAGGACGAGGGUUCGGUCACGUGUCGUCCCGGACGCGGAGGCGUCGAUUGCGAGAUCGUUACCGACAUCUGUCUCGACGAGCGUCCGUGCGAAAACGGUGCCCCCUGUUUGUCGCACGCUGGAGGCCUCAACUACACCUGUACCUGCCAACCGGGCUACCUUGGGAUGCGAUGCGAAAGCGUCUACAACACGAUCGUAGCUUCCCGCUUCCACGGUAACGGAUUCAUCGAAGUUAGCCCCGAUGCGCUAGAGAAGGGCCCCAACCAGCUGGUCACCGAAAUAGCGAUCCUGUUCAGUGCCUACGAGAACAACGGACUGCUACUGUGGUACGGGCAGCGCAACGGCGAGGAGUUCCUCGGCAACGACUACAUUGCGCUGGCCGUGCAGGAUGGGUUCGUCGAGCUGACGAUAAGAAUGGACGGGCAAGAAUCCAGCAUCCGCCAUCUGGACGCAUUCGUGGCCGACGGCGAACGACACGUGGCACUGGUGCGCCGUGACCGCAAUCAGUUCCAUCUGCAGGUCGACUCGAUGACCGUGCAUGGAGAGACACGCCCGACGGGCAAGCAGACGAUGAACCUUCCCGGCAGCAUCUACAUCGGUGGUGUGCCGGAUAUCGAGCGUGUUACCGGCAAUCGCUACAACGAGAGCUUUAACGGGUGUGUGUUCAGCGUGGAGAACAACGAGAAGAGCAGAUCCAUCGAGCUGCGUGACUACGCGCUCCGCACGGUCAACGUCGACGUUUGUGACGAACAGGACCUAGGCACGGAACCACCGGUUGUCUAACGUGCACCCUGUAGUCCCAGGCACGAGGACGAGCGAGAAGAGCAAGAAUCCCUGUACGACUCUCCUGCCGGAAGCAGUAGUGUUACGGUGUGCCAGGGCGACGGUUAAUUUCGCAACGACCAACAGCGCGAACGGAACCGGACUGCAUCGUGGGUGGGAAAGAGGUCGGAAGAGAAAGGAAAAACACUAAUCAGUAAAAGAAACUAAAAAAUGCCUACUAAAACCCUUAUCGUACGCGUUAUACUAUAAAGCCACAGGGCAGAGAAGCAUAAAAAAGCAUAGGAACACGGACAGUGACGAACAACGAAUGUGCCAAAUAAUUGUAGUAUUUAUGUAAAAAACAAAAACGAGGCGAAAACGAAAAGAAAACGUCUAUCGAAACCGACAGGAGCAAUCGGUAAACGAUGAAAGGCCGUAUCACAUCCACGAACCAUGUCCUUCUCACGGAGUUUAGUUUGCCGGCACACUCUAUUUUAAUGAUUGUUUUGAAAGGUUUCCCAGUGCAGGUACACCCAGUACGAAAGGCAGUAACUACAAUGAAUCUGACAAACACGCUUAACUGCUUUCAAUCCAUGGAGCAUACCGGAACGGUUCCACCAGCUCCCAGUUCUACGGAACUGCACCAUACACAUCCUCAAACUGCCAGUUUAGUUCCGUAGGCAUAACUUGUUCGAUAUGGUCGAUCCGUUUAUUUAAUUUCUUAUUUUCGUGAGUCGCGACUUUUGGAAACUUGUGUCUUCAGUCCUGUCGGAUACUAUUCCGACACGAUGUACUAAUUGUGUUCAUUCGUUAAGCUAUAUUGACUCGUUUGCCGCAACCUGGCUUAGAGGGUCGGCACGAAUCUGCUACACGUUUCAAGUAAUCUCAGCAACGUAGUUCACGCUUUUAUUCUCCGUUUGUCUUUACGUUUAACUGUAUACAUUAAACACAUCUGUCCGAUGCACUGACUUCUCAGUUCGUUCGUUUCAGCCAACUGCCCACAAUAAGUAACGGUCUUCAAUUUAGACUCUAAGCGCACCAUGCCGCCAGACGAGGAUCAAAUCAAACCAGGUGAAGUAGGGAACGAUUGCAACCGGCCGAAAUUAACUAGCAACCAGCGAAACCCAUACGAAAAACUGUAAAUCCGUGCUUCGAAAGGAAUGCAUAACCGAGCACUGAUUUGUCGCAAGUUAUUUUUCCUAUCAAUUACGACAAUAAAAUCAAUAGUCAAUGUAAA
Molecule: messenger RNA, 13963 nt
Organism: Anopheles bellator
Lineage: Eukaryota; Metazoa; Arthropoda; Insecta; Diptera; Culicidae
Gene: trol
Product: basement membrane-specific heparan sulfate proteoglycan core protein
Exons: 50
Coding region: 1-12747 (4248 amino acids)
Molecular function (GO): calcium ion binding; protein binding
Source: RefSeq, a predicted model, not a curated record